AUGGCUGACAUCAUCAAUGCCCGGGGCUCCAAUCCCUCUUACAUAAUCACACAUCGCCCACUCAUCCUAUCCCACUUCCCCAGACUACAGGGUGUCAAACUGUCACACUCUGAAUCCCAGAUUGAACAUCCUUACCCCACAAACGUCGGCGCAAACAAUCUAGCCCCGUGGGAAUCUUCGGGAUCUUUGGGACAUUAUGUAGUCCCCUACUUCCUUCCUCCUGUCCGCAAUCGUUUCCAUUCUCCGACGUACAUACCCCAUGCCCACCCACAAGGCUGGGUUAACCCGUCCGCCUGCCAGGACGAUCUUGUGUCCGGUCCUGCGGUACUGCUGCCCGAGUGGGGCCCAGCGCCGGAGCAUCACGGCUCUUCGGUUCCUUUCCUUGCCCGGUUCUGUAUCUUCUCCCCUUUUCUUUCCUUGGGAGCGAACUUCUCCGAUCCCAAGAACCUCUUCAGUGUACACGCCCAUCUCCGACUUCAUCCGAGCACACCGAGUUGUCCCGAGGGAGCUUCCCUCCUCUAA
Molecule: messenger RNA, 522 nt
Organism: Sodiomyces alkalinus F11
Lineage: Eukaryota; Fungi; Ascomycota; Sordariomycetes; Glomerellales; Plectosphaerellaceae
Exons: 4
Coding region: 1-522 (173 amino acids)
Source: RefSeq, a predicted model, not a curated record